ACUUUUUUUUAUCUAAAUGCCUACAAGUCGCAGGUAACGUGUAGUGUUAUCAACAUUGUGUUCGGAAAAAAAAAACUUUCGCAUUUUUCAAUAAAUUUAAAUUAAGUAAACCAUGCUUACCAAAGAGUAUCGAAUUUGUAUGCCAUUGACGGUAGAAGAGUACAAAAUAGGCCAACUUUAUAUGAUAGCACGCCAUAGUCUGGAGCAAUCCGAUGCAGGAAAUGGAGUCGAAGUGGUCGAAAAUAAGGAGUGUGAGGACCCGGAGCAUGGUAAGGGUCAGUACACCGAGAAAAGGAUUCAUCUAUCCAGUCGUUUGCCCUACUGGAUUCAGGCUUUCUGUCCUAAAGUUUUCUACAUUGUUGAAAGAGGAUGGAAUUACUAUCCGUUCACUAUUACUGAGUAUACUUGUUCCUUUAUACCAAAGCUGCAUAUAACUAUUCUUACAAAAUUUGAGGACAACGCAGGGACUUCAGAAAAUUGUCUCAACGUACCUGAAGACAAAUUGAGCGAACGGGCGGUCGAUUUUGUGGACAUUGCAUUUGACGAGCUGAACCCAAAGCAUUAUAAAAAGGAGGAAGAUCCUAAAUUUUUCAAGUCCAACAUCACUGGCCGUGGUCCCCUGGUAGAGGGGUGGAUGCACGACACUCCAAUUAUGUGCUCGUACAAAUUAGUGCAGGUUUCGUUCGAGGUUUGGGGACUUCAGACCAAAGUAGAGGACUUUAUACAGCGUUGCGUCCGGGACGUUUUAUUGUUGGGCCACCGGCAGGCGUUUGCCUGGAUCGACGAGUGGCACGGGAUGACGAUCAAAGAUGUGCGGGAUUACGAGCAUCGCAAGCAACUGGAAGCUAACGAUAAAGUUUUGACUGCGACCCAGGAACAACAGGCAGAGGAGAGCAAACAAGCAUGUGUCGAUUAAAUCAUCAUCACUAGCAAAUAAUAUUAUGUUGCAUAGUUUAAAUGGGACGGAAUGAGUUUCCAUUUAAUAAAGACCUGGAAUAAACAUAAUUGUAUCGCUUAACAAUCCCAUAUCAUACC
Molecule: messenger RNA, 1035 nt
Organism: Culex quinquefasciatus (southern house mosquito)
Lineage: Eukaryota; Metazoa; Arthropoda; Insecta; Diptera; Culicidae
Gene: rdgBbeta
Product: cytoplasmic phosphatidylinositol transfer protein 1
Exons: 9
Coding region: 113-916 (267 amino acids)
Biological process (GO): phospholipid transport
Cellular component (GO): cytoplasm
Molecular function (GO): phosphatidylinositol transfer activity; phosphatidylinositol binding
Source: RefSeq, a predicted model, not a curated record